CCUUCGUGCAUCCCCGAGAUCGACCAGCGCCGCCGCCGCCCCCAGACCGCCGCACACAGGACGCCAUGUCUGCCGCUCGAACCCAGAGCCCCUUCCUCCUGCCCCUCCUGCUGCUGCUGCUGCUGACCCAGCUGCUCCUCCUGCCCCCCGCCACCUGGAGCUACGAGGCGCUGGGGCCCGGCUGCCACCUGUACCCCUUCAACGUGACGAUCAGGAGCGACCGGCGGGGCACGUGUCGGGGGACACACGUGGUGCACGCGUGUGUGGGCUACUGCGAGUCCAGCGCCUUCCCCUCGCGCUACUCCGUCCUGCUGGCCAGCAACUUCACCCACAACAUCACCUCCGCCUCCCAGUGCUGCACCAUCAGCAGGGACUCCCGGUCCGUAAUAUCCUUCAGGGAAGUCGGGUCCCUCCGCUCGGACAGCUUCUGCCCCCGACCGGUUCUCGAAUUGCUUAAAUUCAACAGACCACCCACCACCACCGCCUGCGGCUCCAUGGAUCGUCCACAAAACCCGGCGGCCGGCGGCGCGGCGCGCUAG
This is a messenger RNA of Lepisosteus oculatus (spotted gar), 539 nucleotides long. Lineage: Eukaryota; Metazoa; Chordata; Actinopteri; Semionotiformes; Lepisosteidae. The record is from RefSeq and is a predicted model, not a curated record.